Molecule: messenger RNA, 3177 nt
Organism: Closterium sp. Naga37s-1
Lineage: Eukaryota; Viridiplantae; Streptophyta; Zygnematophyceae; Desmidiales; Closteriaceae
Source: the annotation of a GenBank genome assembly
AUGCAAGCAGCGGCAGCGGCAGGAUCCGUGCUCAAGGGCGUCGCUGGUCUCACGCAGCCGCCUGCGACGACCGUUGCAUCGCCCGGCGGGAGCAAAUCGACGGUUGGAAGUGCAGCAUCUGCCAUCGCUGGCGCCGCAGGACCCGUUUCUGGUGCUGUCGCGACGUCAGGGAUCGGAUUCGGUGCUGCGAUCGGAUCUGCGCCGAGCCCCAUCCGCGGCUUCUCGUCCGGCUCUAACACGCAGCAAAUGACGGAGGAGGCUGCGGCUCGGGAGGAGGCGGCUGCGUCCGCCGAUGGCGCGGUAGCGGGUCUGGCGGUCGCCGCCAACGAGGGCGCGGCGGCGGAGGCCGAUGAGGAGAAGCCGCAGGAAAUCUUCCUCGCCAACUACAAGCCGCCUUCGUACCUCUUCGACAAGGUGUCGCUGGAUUUCGACCUGCAUGACGACUACACCCUCGUCAAGUCCGCCAUCACCGUUGUUGCGAAUGACAAGGCGGACAAGCCAGAAAAUGGGUCUGCGCCGCUCGUGUUGGACGGCCACGAUUUGGAGCUGGUGUCGCUGCAGAUCAACGGCGCUGAUGUGCUGGCGGAGGAGUAUGUGAAGACAGGCAAGAAGCUCACUCUGCUCGCCCCGCCUGCAUCGCCCUUCACCCUCGCCAUCGUCACUCGCAUCAACCCCGCUGCCAACACAUCCCUCGAGGGUCUGUACCGGUCGAGUGGCAACUUCUGCACGCAGUGCGAGGCGGAGGGCUUCCGGCGCAUCACGUACUACCAGGACCGCCCCGACGUCAUGUCCCGUUUCACCGUGCGCAUGGAGGCUGACCACAGCGCCUGCCCCGUGCUGCUCUCCAACGGUAACCAGAUCGACGCAGGCAUGCUGGGCCAAGGGGAGGGUGCGCGGCAUUAUGCGGUGUGGGAGGACCCGUGGCCGAAGCCGUGUUACCUGUUUGCGCUGGUGGCGGGGAAGCUGGUGUGCUGCGAGGAUAAGUUUGUGACGUGCGGCGGGAGGGAGGUGGCGCUGAGAAUUUGGGUGAAUGCGGGCGACGAGGGCCGCACGGCUCAUGCCAUGAAGUCGCUCAAGGAGUCGUUCCGGUGGGACGAGGAGGUGUUUGGCAGGGAGUACGAUCUUCACCUCUUCAACGUUGUUGCGGUGCCGGACUUCAACAUGGGGGCCAUGGAGAACAAGAGCCUCAACAUAUUCAACUCGCGGCUGGUGCUGGCGUCACCAGAGACAGCCACGGAUGGAGACUAUGCGGCCAUCGAGGGGGUUAUUGCCCACGAGUACUUCCACAACUGGACCGGCAACAGGGUGACAUGCCGCGACUGGUUCCAGCUGACACUUAAGGAGGGGCUCACUGUGUUCCGCGACCAGGAGUUCUCAUCGGACAUGAAUUGCCGUGCAGUGGAGCGGAUUGCCAACGUGGCAGUGCUGCGCGCCCGCCAGUUCUCCGAGGAUGCGGGCCCCAUGGCGCACCCGGUGCGCCCCAGCUCUUACAUCAAGAUGGACAACUUCUACACAGUUACCGUCUAUGAGAAGGGGGCGGAGGUGGUGAAGAUGUACCAGACGCUGCUGGGCAAAGAUGGCUUCAGGAAGGGCAUGGAUCUGUAUUUCGAGCGCCACGACGGGCAGGCAGUGACGUGUGAUGACUUCUUUGCCGCCAUGGCAGAUGCCAAUAACGACAAGCUCGAAGGCUUCAAGCCCUGGUUGUCCCAGGCAGGCACACCCGUGGUGACAGUGACAUCGUCGUACAACGAGAAGGAACACACCUUCACCCUGCACUGCAAGCAGGAAAUCCCAGCCACGCCCGGGCAGGACAACAAGCUGCCCAUGCUCAUUCCACUCGCCGUGGGGCUGGAGAUCCCAGCCACGCCCGGGCAGGACAGCAAGCUGCCCGUGCUCAUUCCACUCGCCGUGGGGCUGGUGGGGCCAGACGGCAAGGACAUGGCGCUGCUGCACGUGUUCGAUGGGGCGAGGCUCACUGACUUGGAUGGCCCCACCACCACCGUGCUGCGAUUCAACAAGGUCUGCAGGGAAGAGAGAGUAGGGGUGGGCAAGGGAAGAGGGGGAUUCAAAGAGACACAGGCAGAGCAGGAUUUCACCUUCACGGACGUGCCGCACCGCCCCGUGCCCUCGCUGCUCCGUGGCUUCAGUGCCCCCGUGCGCCUCAACGCUGACCUGUCGCAUGCCGAUUGGCUCUUCCUCCUCGCCAAUGACUCUGAUGAGUUCAACAGGUGGGAGGCAUGCCAGGUGCUGGCGCGCAAAAUGCUGCUGAGGAUGGUGGACGACUAUCGCAGUAACAAGCCGCUCCAUAUGGAGGAUGACUUCACUGACGCCCUCGCCAAGAUCCUGGAUGACACGUCACUGGACAAGAUGUUCAUCGCGCGGGUAAUCUCCCUGCCAGGCGAGAGUGAGAUUGCCGACCUCAUGACGCCGUAUGCCGACCCGGAUGCCGUGCAUGCCGUCCGCAAGUUCUGUGUUAAGCAGAUCGCCACCCGCCUGCGCCCCACACUCGAGGCUCUGGUGGAGAGCAACAGGGCGCCGGAAGGGGAGGCGUACAGCCCUGAGCACGCCAGCAUGGCACGCCGCUCGCUCAAAAACGCUGCUCUCUUGUACCUGGCAUCGCUGGACGACGAGGCCUCUGGUGCGCUCGCCCUGUCGGAGUUCCGGGCAGCGAGCAACAUGACGGACCAGUUCGCCGCCCUGGCCGCCCUCUGCCUGAACCCCGGCGCCGCCCGGGAGGAGGCGCUGCAGGCGUUCUACGAGCAGUGGAAGCACGACGGGCUGGUGAUGAACAAGUGGUUGUCACUGCAGGCAGCCUCGUCCAUCCCUGGCAACGUGGAGGCGGUGAAGAGGCUCAUGGAGCACCCUGCUUUCAUCAUCACGGAACCCAACAAGGUGUACUCGCUCAUCGGCGGUUUCACCUCAUCUGCGGUGAACCUGCACGCGGUGGACGGCAGUGGGUACCGCUUCCUGGCAGACGUGGUGUUGCAGCUCGACAAGAUCAACGCACAGGUGGCUGCCCGCAUGGUCUCUGCGUUCACUCGCUGGCGCCGCUACGACGAGGCCCGCCAGGCAUUGGCUAAGGUGGAGUUGGAGCGCAUCCUAGCAGCAGAGGGUCUCUCAGAGAAUGUCUACGAGAUCGUCUCCAAGAGCCUCUCUGCCCCUCCUGCCUCCUCCUAG